Yarrowia lipolytica CLIB122 is the source of this 453-nucleotide messenger RNA. RefSeq lists its product as uncharacterized. Gene Ontology annotation, molecular function: DNA binding; structural constituent of chromatin; protein heterodimerization activity. The record is from RefSeq and is a predicted model, not a curated record. NCBI's taxonomy places the organism in Eukaryota, Fungi, Ascomycota, Dipodascomycetes, Dipodascales. Gene Ontology annotation, cellular component: nucleosome.
AUGGCACGGAUAUCUCUGGCCUCAUCAUCAGCCGGAGUGGCCGGGAAACCUCGAGGAGGAGGAGGUUUGCACCCCCUGGGUCAGACGAGAAAGACUCUGCCAGGCGAGAGACGAGAUACGACACAGAAAAUCACCAAGCCACGAUAUAAGCCAGGACAAAAGGCCCUCAAGGAGAUCCGCAGGUACCAGCGUGGAACUGAGUUGCUGAUUGCCAAACUACCGUUUGCGCGAGUCGUCCGAGAGGUGGCCCUCAAUUAUCUGGGCAGCGAGUACGGAAAUUUGCAGUGGCAAAGUAUGGCGCUGCUGGCACUACAAGAAGCGGCGGAAGCAUUCCUUGUCCAUUUGUUCGAAGAUGUCAACCUGUGUGCUAUCCAUGCAAAACGUGUCACCAUCAUGCAAAAAGAUAUGCAGUUGGCAAGACGUAUUCGAGGAGCAUGGGGAGGUGCUGGUUAG